AUGUCAAAAGGCCGCGUUUGUCUUGCCUAUUCUGGAGGUCUCGAUACCUCGACUAUCUUGAAAUGGCUCAUUCUCGAGGGCUAUGAGGUUGUGUGCUUCCUCGCGGAUGUUGGUCAGGUUGAGGACUUCGAUGCUGUCGAAAAGAAGGCCCUCGCUCUCGGUGCGGAGUGUAUGAUCAUUGAAAACCUCCAGAAGGAAUUCGUCGAGCAGAUCGUCUUCCGAGCAAUCCAGUGCAAUGCCAUCUAUGAGGACCGAUACCUCCUUGGAACUGCUCUGGCCCGACCUGUCAUCGCUCGCGCCCAGCCACGGCUGCACAGGCAAAGGCAACGAGUAUGGCACUUUUUAUCACGAAAAUUUUCCAUUCAUAAAUCACUGACAGAGCCCUUUAGUCAAGUUCGUUUCGAGCUCGCCUUCAAGGCCUGCAACCCUUCCAUCAAGGUCAUCGCCCCCUGGCGACUCCCCGAAUUCUGUGAAAAGUUCCAAGGUCGACAGGAUCUCCUUAAGUUCGCCGCCGAGAACAAUAUCCCCGUUUCAUCGACCCCUAAGGCUCCUUGGAGCCAGGACGAGAACCUCGUCCACUGCUCGUACGAGGCCGGUAUUCUCGAAGACCCCGAUCAUACUCCUCCUAGGGAUCUUUGGACUCAGACUGUCGAUCCUCUUGAGGCCCCCGACAAGCCUCUCGACUUCACUGUGUACUUCGAGAAGGGUCUCCCUGUCAAGGUUACUACCCCUGACCAAGAGGCCACCGACUCGGUAGAGUUGUUCAAGCUGCUCAACAAGAUCGGUCACGACCACGGCGUCGGCCGAAUUGACAUUGUCGAGAACCGAUGGAUUGGACUCAAGAGCCGAGGGUGCUACGACACCCCUGGUCUCACUAUCGCCCGCCUUGCUCACGUCGAUCUCGAGGGUCUUGUCCUUGACUCCAAGGUUCGCAAGCUUCGAGACCAAUUUGUGACUAUCGAGUGGUCCCAGUGCCUUUACAAUGGCAUGUAUUUCUCCCCUGAGCGUGAGUGGCUCGAUGAGGCAAUUGUUUCUGCUCAAAAGGGUGUCAACGGUCAAGUCCGCCUCCGCGCGUACAAGGGCAAUGUUUACGUCCUUGGACGAUCCAGCGAGACUAGCAGCCUCUACUCCCAGGAAGAUGCUUCAAUGGACAGUCUUGACACAUUUUCUCCCAUGGAUAGCACUGGCUUCAUUGCUAUCCAGUCUAUCCGAUUGGAGAAGUAUGGUGCUCAGAAGGCUAAAGACGGCCAACCCCUUAGCCAGUCUUAA
Molecule: messenger RNA, 1269 nt
Organism: Fusarium proliferatum ET1
Lineage: Eukaryota; Fungi; Ascomycota; Sordariomycetes; Hypocreales; Nectriaceae
Product: putative arginosuccinate synthetase
Exons: 7
Coding region: 1-1269 (422 amino acids)
Biological process (GO): urea cycle; L-arginine biosynthetic process
Cellular component (GO): cytoplasm
Molecular function (GO): ATP binding; argininosuccinate synthase activity
Source: RefSeq, a predicted model, not a curated record